This is a messenger RNA of Aspergillus neoniger CBS 115656, 1749 nucleotides long. RefSeq names its product putative MFS monocarboxylate transporter. Bases 1 to 1749 code for a protein of 582 amino acids. Gene Ontology annotation, biological process: transmembrane transport. The record is from RefSeq and is a predicted model, not a curated record. Gene Ontology annotation, molecular function: transmembrane transporter activity. Gene Ontology annotation, cellular component: fungal-type vacuole membrane. The transcript has 3 exons. NCBI's taxonomy places the organism in Eukaryota, Fungi, Ascomycota, Eurotiomycetes, Eurotiales, Aspergillaceae.
AUGCGAUCUUAUCACUGGCCAUCUCUCAUAGCUGCAUUGGUGCAAUUCACUGCAGCUGCCAACAUCACGAUUCUCGGGCCGGGGGACCUUCACCAAGGCGUCGCAGAUUCCUUUUUAUUCUGUCUCAAUGCGACCGGCAUUUAUUACCGGCUAUAUAUAGACGCAGGGAUUACGAUCGUGCUUUCGCCUAAAAAUCGCGGCAUUGAUACAGAAGAUGAUGAGUUCCUAUUGCAGUGCAUGAUGAUGGCCUGUGACACUAUGAGUAUUGCGGCGGAGGACAUGAACGAGGAUAAUGAAAACCAUAUAAAUAGUGUUUAUGCUUUCCUGGUCACCUACGACUCGCUCGUCGAGCAAGGUGCUCAGGGUUUGCGUGCGAUCGGUACGAGGCCGGCCCUGACCCUGGAGGAUAUUGCUGUGCGCGAUGGGGGGGAAAAUGAGAAUGAGGGGCUAGGCGCUCCAGACGAAUUUUCCGUCGAGCAUAACGAACAUCAAGCCCCAGCCGAGGCUAGUCCAGAGAGGCAACCAGUGCCCGACGGAGGGCUGGAAGGCUGGCUCAGCGUACUCGCGGGCUUCUGUGUUUUCGUCAACUCUUGGGGCCUCAUCAGCUGCUAUGGCGCAUUCCAAGAAUUCUACCAAACGGUUCUGCUCCCGGACGAAUCACCCUCCACGAUCUCCUGGAUCGGCAGUAUUCAAGCCACCCUGAUCGUGAUGGUCGGCAUGGUGACCGGCCCUCUCGUCGAUGCAGGAUACCUCCGGCCUCUGAUCCUCACCGGAUCCUUCCUAGUCGUGUUCGGAAUGAUGAUGCUCAGCCUAGCAACAGAAUACUAUCAGGUCCUCCUCGCACAGGGCUUCUGUGUCGGCAUAGGCGGCGGCAUCACCUACAUCCCCGCGAUGGUCGUCAUCUCAUCGUACUUUACAACUAGGCGGCCCAUCGCUAUCGGCUGCGCCUCGAUCGGCUCCAGCGUCGGCAGCGUCAUCUUCCCCAUCCUCUUCCGCCAAGUCCAACCCAUCAUCAACUUCGCCUGGAGCGUCCGCUGCAUCGCAUUCAUCAACCUCUUCCUCGCCCUCAUCACCUGCGCUAUCCUCUGCCGUCGACCAGGCAAGAAAACGCGCACUAGAAGCCUCAUCGAACUCAAAGCCCUGACUCACCUCCCCUUCAUGCUCCUUUCCCUAUCUAUGACAUGUGUCAUGCUCGCUUACUACGUUCCCAUCUUCUACAUCGCCACUUACGCCCGCUCCGCCCUCAACACCCCCACCAGCCUCUCCUUCUACCUCGUCUCUAUUACCAACGGCGCCUCCGCCUUCGGCCGAACAGUCCCCUACCUCCUUGCCUCAGGGGGCACCCGCAUCAAGCCCAUCUUCAUCCUAAUAACCUUCGUCGCGGCAGCAGCAGUAGCCAUGUUUACCUGGAUCGCGACGACAAACACAGCCGGAUUUAUUGUUUGGGCCUGUUACUGGGGGUUUGUGAGCGGGGUGCUAGUCACAGCGCCGACGUCUAUCGUCGCUCACAAGGCAUUCUGCCCCGAUAGUGACUUCCUCGGAACGAGGAUGGGCAUGAUGUGGGGGAUUAGUUCGUUCGGGUCAUUAGUGGGCACGCCCGUUGCAGGAGCGUUAGUGAAUUUGGAAACGGCGGACUUUGUUCGUGCGCAGGUGUUUGCGGGUUGUUUGAUGGUUGGGGCGGUCGUGUUGCAGGUUUGGCCGGUUGUUUGUGUGGUUAGGGCGGAUAGGGGGGUGGGGAAGGUGCAGUAG